UCUAACAGAAUGAUAAUGAAUUGUAAUAAAAUUGUACAGUUGAAGAUUUUUAAAAGAGUUCAAUGGUUAUUGAUUUGUAAACACCACCACCACGAAUAUCUCGAAUACAUGUUUUCCGAUUUGUAUACAAACUGUCAAUGAAAAGUUCUCUAUCGCGCCGGUAAAACUAUGUACUGAUCUCUAUGCUAGUUUAAACCGCGAAUUUGUUUAAAUCUUAUAAAAUGCGUUAAAAAGAUGCUAAUUUAAGAGGAUAUAUUCAAAUAUUAAGAUUGUGUUUUAAAGACUUUCUUAUUGAAAAAAAAAAUGGCGUCGCCGGUGAUGAGACAGUCGCCGGGGGCGAAAGGGCGGCCAGAGACGGACAGCGUUCACGAUCAUAUGACCAGGCUUAGGAUGAAAAUGGUCCAACAGAAAAUACAGAAUGAAAAAGACAGAAUAGUGAACAGACCACCAUCAGAAGAAAGUACCAACAACAAUGAUUUGGAAAACCAAGCCAGGCUUCAGCAAGCAAUGCUGCGGAGACAGGAGCUUCUUGACAAAAUACGGAGGGAACAGUUACUUAAUGACGAAAACAAACGUCCUAGAACAUAUAGUGGUCGUCGACGAUACACACCUUCCCCACUUCUACCCCCGCCUUCAAGAAGAUCAUUACAAGACUUUUCCAAAUAUAACUUGUACAAUCAGGUACAAGACACAUACAGAUCUAGACCUGAGAUGCCCCAAGUGAAACAUGUUAUAGAACAUACAUAUAAAGAUUCACCUAGAAUUAAACAGUACCCCUUGCCACCUAUCAAUCAAAUACGUGCUCCGCCUCCCGUUGUUGUUCAACAACCACCUCCAGCUCAGAUAAUUCCAAUGCAGCAGCCGACGCCACAAAUAAUCGCGGGUCCUGCACCCCAACAUAUAAUUACAGGCUACCCAGGCCCAGUGAUACACAACCUAGGUGGCCAACCAGAAAAGAAAGGCAGCAUGUUUAAUAGAGAAGAGUUCGGGGAGAUGAUGAUGAUGCAGAACGCCCAGAUGCACCAAAUGGUCAUGCAGAAAAUGAUGUUAGGUAACCUGGGACGUCAAGAUUAUUGGGACCGUCGUGAUGCAUGCCAUGAUUCACACCAUGAUUCAUGCCAUGAUUCCUGUCAUGGUUCGCAUAAUUCAUGCCAUGAUUGCCACUCUGGCUGUUGUUCAAGCCAUGGAGUCCACGGAUAUUGUGGACAUGGCUGUCUACCUGAACAACCUUUACUACAGGUUCCAAGAGUAGCCGGAGGAGCCGUACAUCACCACCAUUACAGCAACCCGCCCAGUCAACCCGCCCCCGCUGUAACCCACUAUACAACUGUGCCAGCUAUGGACAUGAAACCAAUGACAGCUUAUGAGUAUGUAACAGUGCCAGAAACUGAACUACGAGGUGGUUAUGGUGGUUACCCAUAUAGGGAGGAGGAAAAAGAGACGAAGGAGCCUGGUACAGCAAAGAAAACGGUAAAGCAAAAUUCCAAAAAAUCAACUUUUCCAGGGUCUAAAGCCCUGAGAAGGUUUCGUCAUGCUGCACUUGUAGUUGUGUUUAUUGCACAUCUUAGAGCUAAUGUAAAGAAGAAUUUAUCUAACAGACCCAGCAGCACAUUUUUGUUUGGAAUCAUUCUAAAAGAAAUAGUUGCUGCUUUACACAGAAUAUACCUUAAUCCAAAUGGCAAUAUCUACCCAGUGUUAAAUGACAUCAUUGGUCCAAACUGCUAUGACCUGGCAUCAUUAGUUCAUGGUGGACCGAAGGACCCGAGGGAAGAAAGUGUUCUCAUUCAGGAGCUGCAAUAUUGUGUAGAAAAUGUGAUAUAUCAUAUCACAGAAAUUAUGCCAAGCACUGGUGUAUUAGGAUGUCACAGAAAGUCAGCAGUGUUUGAGUUGAUACGAAGUGGGAAGCGUUUCCCUAAUGGCUAUUUCUGGCAAGUUGAAAUGGACCGCCUUCAGUUCACAGAGAAUGGCCGAACACAUAAUGUGUCAGACUCAGAAAGUUUUAUGCUGAUGCUAGGCAUUUUCAUCUCCAGAAGUCUUGUUACAACAAUUUUAAUGAAGCCAGUUGAUUAUGGUCUGUCAUCAGAACCGUUGUCAGAGAUAGCUGAAAGAAAUCUGCGUAUUCUCGCCUCCACCAUCUUAUUUCUGGUGCGACGAAUAUCUAUACAAAGAGGUCGUGGAAUAAUGGACAUGCCAGCGGAAAUCAGCAAGUAUCUAUACAGUGACAAUGAGAUGCAGUAUGUUUACAGUAAACUUUCACGAACAUUUAACUAUUGUGAGGGUCUACUAAGGGAAUGGGGAACAGAGUAUAUUCGGCGAAUAAGAGCAAGUAGUAUGCAGGCAUAACAUCAACUUUUAUCUGACCUGAUGUCAUCUUUUGACGUGUUCGGCUGUGAUUACAUCAUCUUGUACUCCUUUACCUGUAGACUGUGAUAAAAUCAUCUUCAGGAUUGUUAACAACUUUGACUGUGAUAGCAUUUUAAAGAUAUGGUCAUAUUUUAAUGUGUGAUAACUCACAGUAUGCAGUAUCUACUUUCAUGUUAUCUGAAAUCACCAUACUGUACCAUAUAAAGUUCUAAGCAGUCAUAAAUGUUGCUUGCACACUUCAUAACUUCUCAGAAACUACUCUAUCAAACAGAGUCUCCAGUGUUUUAUUAGCUCACCUGAACCAAAGGUUCAGGGUAAGCUAUUAGUAUAGGGUGGAUUGUCCGGUGUCCAGCGUCCAUCUUCCACAUUUUUACUAAAACAUCUUCUCCUCUGAAGCUACUGGUCAGAAUAACACCAAAUUUGGUCUAGCACCCUGGUGACUUCCUAGUAUGACUCAUUACACCGGAUAACGUCAAAAGCAUGAAACUACAUUUUGUAUUACUUCAAAUGUAACACUGAGUAGUCACUUCAUAUUUGGUGUAAACAGUCCUGUUUAAGCUGCUACCAUCCGCAGUUCAGAGUAACAUAUUCAGAAUUCAAGCCGCUGAGUUUUUGAGUCAGAGCGCCCUAAAAGUUUCGGUAUCAAGUUUGUUCAAAUAGGGGCAUUUGGCACCUUUUAGGUGCCGCUAGAGCUAAAAAUAGAAAUAC
This is a messenger RNA of Mercenaria mercenaria, 3072 nucleotides long. RefSeq lists its product as uncharacterized. NCBI's taxonomy places the organism in Eukaryota, Metazoa, Mollusca, Bivalvia, Venerida, Veneridae. Bases 304 to 2343 code for a protein of 679 amino acids. The record is from RefSeq and is a predicted model, not a curated record. The transcript has 18 exons.